Molecule: messenger RNA, 714 nt
Organism: Trichoplax adhaerens
Lineage: Eukaryota; Metazoa; Placozoa; Uniplacotomia; Trichoplacea; Trichoplacidae
Exons: 8
Cellular component (GO): cytoplasm; nucleus
Source: RefSeq, a predicted model, not a curated record
CUGCUAUUUGUUAUUAGUAUACAACUGAAAGAUAUAUUGGAUACUAUCCCAAAGAAUAGGCGCAACAAGCGAUGUCCUUUACAUUCUCUAGAUAGCCAUAAAUAUCGUUCGUCUGGGAUUUGGAUUGAUGUUUGGAUUUCGCUUUCACAGGAGUGUAGAGAAGAAAUUGUCACAAUAGAUUCUCAACUACUACUAGGGACAACAGAGAAUUAUCUUAGAAAACAUAAAUUUUGUUCGGAGUGCAGAGCAAAAGUUAUACGUGCAUUUGCUAUACUAUUAGGAGAAUUGGACAUUAUUGCGGAAAAAGAAUAUCGGAAAGAUCUAUACGAUGGCAUUGGUUGUUGCUGCAAUGAGCAUUGCAGGUGUAUAAAAGUGCGUUGUGAUACAGAUUUUAUUGCCCAUCUGAUCGAUAGAGCUGAGCCCGAGAUAUCAGGAAGUCGUAGGGAGCAUCAUGCAAAGUCGAUGGAGGCGGCUCAAGAAGAGAUAUUAACCUGUAUUGGAAUUCACUUGUGGGAGCGAUUACAUAGAUUAUGGCAAAAGUUGCGUACUGAAGAACAAACGUGGAUUAUGUUAUUUUACUUAUGUAUUGAAUCACUAAGGAGGAAAAGCGAGAUUGUAUUACGCGGAGGAGAAGGUGAAACACGUUUAGAAAAGAUAUUACAAGAAUUUUCAGAAGCAGACAAAGCUAAAGAAACCAAACGAGAGCAAAAACGC